UAAAUGAAGAAAGUAAACCCACAAAAACGACUCUCUCCUGGUCCAGCUACAAAAGCCCCAAUCAGCCGAGCACUCUUAAAAGCAAACAUCCCCAACCCUCAAAGAUCUUCUCACCCAAUGGCUAAGCCAGUUCCCAAAAUCAGCCAAGAAUCCAACUCCCUCAAGAAAACUUCUGAGUCAAUUUCACCGUCAGAUUCUACAGAAGAACAUCAGAAUUCAGAGACGCUCCAGUUGAAUGGUAAGAGCUUGAGCUGAGCUGAGCUGAGCGGAAAUUUGUAGUUGAGGAAUGGGCUUGAAGAAAGAUAGGCCACGAGUUUACUCAUAGACAUGCUCCUGCUUCCCGAACAGCUGGUGCUUUAGUACAGGCAGGGGUAGCUGAGAACAACCAAAGGAGGAUGGACAAAAAGGAGAGUGGCAAGGAACGGAAGAGAAGAGGAGGGAAGAGACUGAAGAAGGGGAGGGAUAGGAAGAGGCAGAGAAUAAGGGAUGGGGCAGAUGGGGGUUGGGAGAGAGGGGGAAGAAAAGGAUUUGGUAGUGGAAGGAGUAGGGAGAAAGAGUUGGGUUAUGCAAAGAUAAAGAGAGAAAAAACUGGGAAGAUUAAAGCAAAGGUGGGACGAAAGAAUAAGGCUCUGAAGGAAUGGAAUUUAAUAAAUGAAAUAUUGGAGAACGAGAAAGAAGAGGAUAAUUUUGAUUUAGAACUGCCUAAAGAUAAUUAUAUUGAAGACCUUCUAAAAGUUUUAGAUAUUAAGCACGAAGAGCAGAUCAGCAAACUUAGAAGUAUUAGAGAAGAUCUCAUGAAGCAUAAUAAAGAAGGAGAGAUAUUUGCAAAAAUCGAUGGAAUCAGGAAAUUCUACAAUAAGCCAACCAAAACCAGAAUCCCGUUAGUAACCUCAGAAGGAUAUUGGGUUGAUGCAAACUGAGACAGAAGUCGUCAUUAGGUAAUGGUAAUUUUGAGUUAUUUUAUUCACCAGAUUUAACUUCGUCUUACUAAAAAACACAUUAAAUGAUAAUUUCAAUCUUG
Moneuplotes crassus is the source of this 1021-nucleotide messenger RNA. NCBI's taxonomy places the organism in Eukaryota, Ciliophora, Spirotrichea, Euplotida, Euplotidae. The record is from the annotation of a GenBank genome assembly.